AUGUGUCAACCAGCAAAUAAUAAAGAGAAAUCAGAUAAAAAAGAAGCAGUUUAUGGAGUAUUACCUUAUAUGGCACCAGAAGUUUUACAUGGAUAUCAAUAUACAAAAGCAGCUGAUAUUUAUUCAUUUGGAAUAAUUAUGAAUGAGUACCUUUCUGAAGAAAUUCCUUUUAAUGAUAUUCCUCAUGAUCAUAUUUUAGCUGUUAAAAUAUGUAAAGGACUUAGACCAAAAAUUUCUGAACAUAUUCCAAAAUUCCUUGUAGAUUUAAUUAUGAAAUGUUGGGAUGCUAAAGCAGAAAAUAGACCAUCUGCUAAAGAAUUAUAUCAAAUAUUAAAAAUAUGGGAGGAAACAGAAUUCGAUGAUGAUGAAAUUUAUUCUCAAAUGAUUAAUUAUGAAAAAAUUAGGGAAAUAAAAUUUAAAAACAGAUCAAAUGAAAAUAAGUCUGAAAGUAUUAAAACUCAUCCUCAGGCGAUCUAUACAAGUAGACUUUUAAAUUUCAAAAAUCUUCCAGAACCAGUAAAUUCAUCAGAUCUAUCAUCAUUUCAAGUUAUUUCAGUUUCAGAAUGUUUUGACGUUCAAUUUAGCGAAUCAGAUCUCAAUGAAAUUAAUCAAGAUAAUUUGAAUGAUGAGUCUUAA
Messenger RNA from Rhizophagus irregularis DAOM 181602=DAOM 197198, 636 nucleotides. NCBI's taxonomy places the organism in Eukaryota, Fungi, Glomeromycota, Glomeromycetes, Glomerales, Glomeraceae. The record is from RefSeq and is a predicted model, not a curated record.